UGUAAUGAACACAAUUUUUAAAUUUUGUUGUGUUUGUAGGUUUCCCCAGGGUAAAUAAGAAAUAAAUAAACAUCAGUGUUCAAACAAGUUUCUUCAGGCUCCUUUGUUUUUGAUACCAGAAAUGCAUAAUAACAACAAUUAUAAGAAGUAAUAAUAAAGACAAGAAUAUUCUGAGAUUUGUGAUGCUAAUGUACAAUUUUAAUUUAAAAAAAAAUAAAAAAAAUAUAGGCCUACAUGUAUGCAUUCGCUACAAAUUAUUGGUUAUACAAAUAUUUGUACACAAACGAGUCAACGUUUCAAUAAACACCUUACAAACUGUCCGUAUUAUUACCGAACUAGUGUGAGAAGGAUCGGGUACCCCAUGAGUGUCGUGUACGUGGAAUUUGAAGAAGUUUGGUACCAGAUCUGAGAUGGAAGUUGUUUGUCUACUAAUAACAAUAGUCUCAAACCGAACCUUGGCAUUUCGAUCAAUGUUUUCUCUUUUGUCAAUGGUAUAAUGUGUCGAUAGCCUAUAAUUUCCUUUCAGUAUAUUCUACCCACACUGGGAGACCAAUAAUGUUUAUUGAUCCGUAUUUUUGUGUUGAGGUGCAUCUUCGCAGAUGGCCCACAACCUGUUCAAUGAGGUGGGGGUUUGUGUUCGCUCCACGGUUCGCAAAGCGCUUCGGCUUUAGUGGAGCUGGCUCCCCUCUGGGAUACCCACAGGUCUUUCGCAUAACACAUAACUGUUAAUUCCUUUGAUUUGAGAGCAACAUUAGUAGCAUACGAAUCGUAUUAUAUUUUGUGAAUUCCUACGGGCUGGUGUUGAAACGAAGAUGUGUGGGGACAGCACCUUCUCGUCAAGAUGAGUCCCAUGAUUCGAACUUAAUGAUCGCUGAUCACGAGCCAAGAGUAGAAGAGAACUACGUACAAUAUUCAGUACUCAUGAAUAUUCAAAUUCUUGAGGCUGAUGUCAGAUCACCUUCCUUAUAACCCUAGCGGGGUUAGAGUAACAAACCCAACUUUGGAGAAAACACGACUUGAAAUAUUCCUUCCUUCCUUAGACUCCACACCAGACGGAGGUGACAAGUUAGUGAAUGAGACCGAGGAGACACGAGAGGGCGUUCGGUCAUGCCCCUUGGAGGAGGUUUGGAGUUCCAUGAGUAAAUCUUCACCUCUUGAGGGCGUAUCCAACAUGGCGCAUCCGCUGUACAAAUCCUCCAGGGAUUCAGGUAGCAACGUCCCACCUAAAUUGAAAACUCGAUUCACUACUACCACACCUGUAGGGAACGAAACCAGCUCGCUGUCCGCAGCGGCUUCACAGACAAACUCAGCGGGGAUACUGGGGGAUUUAAACGGCCUUCCAUCCAGGCCUGGAUUCAGUAAGGAUGCCAAGUUCCUGUCAAGUUAUUCUCACAAUUAUGGACAUAGCGAAGGAGGUAAAACAUGGUGGUCAUCCAAGUGAACAUUACAAGAAGAAUUCUAGGUAAACUUUCAUUGAACACAAGUUUAUUUCUUUAGACGAAUACACAACUUUACAAAGCUAAUGUAUAUAG
Molecule: messenger RNA, 1532 nt
Organism: Asterias rubens (European starfish)
Lineage: Eukaryota; Metazoa; Echinodermata; Asteroidea; Forcipulatida; Asteriidae
Exons: 2
Coding region: 947-1441 (164 amino acids)
Source: RefSeq, a predicted model, not a curated record